CGCUCAGCCACUGAAAAAGCGUUUUGUAGUAGGGCUAGUAGCUGGUUCACAGUGUGAUCACGGCCAUGGCACCACCGUCCCCCGCGUUGAGCUCCAUUCAGCACGACGGCCGACGGCCGCAUGUCGUCUUCGUCCCGAGCGCCGGCAUGAGCCACCUAACCCAGUUCGUCCGCUUCAUCGUUGCUCUGUCCAGCCACGACGUCGACAUCUCCGUGGUGACCGUCUUCCCGACCGUGUCGGACGCCGAGGCCAACCACUUCGCCGCGCUCUUCAAGGAAUUCCCCAGCAUCCGCCGCCUCGACUUCGACCUGCUUCCGUUCGACGCCUCCGAGUUCCCCGGAGGCGACCCGUUUUUCCUCCGCUGGGAGGCCCUGCGCCGCUCCAUGCACCUUCUUGGCCCCAUCAUCGCCGGCGUCACCCCACGCGUCACGGCCAUCGUCACCGAUGUUACCUUGGUGUCACACGUCAACCCCAUUGCCAAGAACCUGCAACUCCAGUGCUACGUGCUGUUCGUCGCCUCCGCGACCAUGAUGUCCCUCAACUCCUACUUCCCCAUCUACCUUGACAACAAGGACGCCGAGGCUGACGUUGGCGACGUCGACAUCCCCGGCGUGCGUCGCAUCGCAAGGUCCUGGCUGCCGCAGCCGUUGCUCGACCUGAACAAGAUCUUCACGAAGCAGUUCAUCGAGAACGGCAGAGAGAUCGUCAAGACUGACGGCGUUCUGAUCAACACGUUCGACGCCCUGGAGCCUGUGGCCCUCGCCGCCCUUCGGGACGGCAAGGUCGUCCCCGGUUUCCCGUCGGUCUUCGCCGUCGGCCCGUACACCUCCCUAGCCAACGAGAAGAAGGACGCCGGUGCAGAGGGAGAGGACUGGAUACUUUCUUGGCUUCGCCAGCAGCCGGCGCGCUCGGUGGUGUACGUCGCCUUCGGCAGCCGUUCCACCGUGAGCCACGAGCAGCUCCGGGAGAUCGCCGCGGGGCUGGAGGCCAGCGGCUGCCGGUUCCUAUGGGUACUCAAGACCACGGUGGUGGACCGCGACGACAGGGACAGCCUCCGGGACGUGCUCGGCGAUGGGUUCCUGGAGCGCGUGCAGGGGCGCGGCGUGGUGACCAAGGCCUGGGUGGAUCAGGAGGCGGUGCUCAGCCACCCGGCGGUGGGGCUGUUCCUGAGCCACAGUGGGUGGAGCUCGGUGACUGAGGUGGCCGCGGCCGGCAUGCCGCUGCUAGCGUGGCCGCGUCUCGGCGACAACCGCGUGGCCGCAGCGGUGGUGGCGAGCAGCGGCGCCGGGGUGUGGAUGGAGCACUGGAGCUGGGACGGGGAGGAGUGGCUGGUGAGCGGGGAGGAGAUCGGCGCGAAGUUGAAGGAGAUGAUGGCGGACGGCGCCGCGCGGGAGAAGGCGGCGAAGGUCCGCGAGGAGGCGGCCAAGGCCGUCGCUGAGGGGGGCAGCAGCCACACCAGCAUGCUCGAGUUUGUUGCCAAGCUCAAGGCCACUUAAUUAAUUACGGUCAUAUAUGCAUCUAAAUAAAUAAACCAAAUAAACCAAACAUUCACCCAUAAAAUAAACGCAGCAGCUCGAACCUCUGCAUUGUACGCUAUACCUGACAAAAAAAAACCACUCGAGAUGCUAGUACCUGAAAAAAAAGUUUGAUCUCCUCUCUAA
Oryza brachyantha (malo sina) is the source of this 1661-nucleotide messenger RNA. RefSeq names its product UDP-glycosyltransferase CGT-like. Lineage: Eukaryota; Viridiplantae; Streptophyta; Magnoliopsida; Poales; Poaceae. Gene Ontology annotation, molecular function: UDP-glycosyltransferase activity. The transcript has a single exon. Bases 66 to 1496 code for a protein of 476 amino acids. The record is from RefSeq and is a predicted model, not a curated record.